Lachancea lanzarotensis is the source of this 1050-nucleotide messenger RNA. RefSeq names its product LALA0S05e01992g1_1 (gene MCM21). The transcript has 2 exons. Gene Ontology annotation, cellular component: kinetochore. The record is from RefSeq and is a predicted model, not a curated record. The coding region runs from base 1 to 1050 and encodes 349 amino acids. NCBI's taxonomy places the organism in Eukaryota, Fungi, Ascomycota, Saccharomycetes, Saccharomycetales, Saccharomycetaceae.
AUGGUCGAUGCAUUGGAUCAUCAAGAUAUCGAGGCAUUGAGAUCACAGAUAUCUGAUUUGACCGCCAAGCUAGAGAGGUUAAAGAAUAACGAAAAUUUCCAAACGUUAUAUGCUGAACAGCAUGCAUCAGACUUUUCUCAGCUACCGAAUGAUGCCAUCGACGAGGCACCUGGUAGCAGAGAGGAGAAAUCGACCUUUGAAGGAGCUCAUCUCUUGCCGGAUCCUGCCGCCACAAGACAUAAAGAUGUCACAUCAAUUGAGCGGGAGCGUUCAGACACACCCCACAAGAAACAGGAACUAGGUUUUUCUGCGGCUCUAGGGUCGCAAUGGUUGCCAAACUCACGAGAACCAACAGAACAUAAGCUUUUCGACAGUGAUUUGGAGGAGCUCAUCAGCACAAAUAUCUUAAAUUCACCAACAAAGCGCACAGAUGAGGCCCAAUCUCUUCAAAAACAUCAAUUGGGAAUGGACGGGCUCUAUCGUGCAUUUGGUAUCAGUGUCUUUCCUGUCGUGGACCCAAGUGAUCUGGAUCGUCAAGAAGAUGGGACUGUAAGCAUUCGCAGACAAAUGCUGGGAUUGAGGCUAGAGAUUUAUAACGAGCUAAAUGCUGAAUUCGAACCGCCUUACUACGUGCUGUUCAAGCAGGACUCAAGUGCGUCUCGUUGGAAGCUUUUCAAGCAUACGGUUCCGUCUUAUGUGGGACUGGAAGAUUUGUUCGAACGAACUGGCCGCUGCAAUCCGCUCUCCAGUUUGUCCGAAAUAUCCACUUUUGGCAAAAAGGUCUAUAUGGCCUUAUUGUAUGUGUCUAUUAAGUUACAAACUCUCAGCCGGCUGGAGCAGGAGGCCAAAAUAUCGAAUCUACAAACGGAUCCAGCGUGCGCAAUGCCAUCUUUUCAAAUUCCAGGUGUCCCAACUCGUUUCAAGCUCGAGAUCGACAGCCACGACGUUGUGGCAUACUCCUGUACACCACUUGUGAAGCAAAAUUGGGCCUCGAUACUGCUGGGCCCUUUGAGUGCCCUUAGUGAACGCUUGAACGCACUAGUAGAGUAA